GCGGACACGUGUGUACCUGUCAAAGACGCGUUUACCAGCCAACACAUAUCUAUAUGACAGUAAACUGUACGAAUACGUAUGUGCGGUAAAGCAACUAAACACCGUCAUGAGUUGUGAAUAAAUAAAAAGUUUGGCAUGUGAAGUCUCGCGGAGACUUCCGGAGUCAUAGCGGCUAAGCUAGCACACCGAACGGAGGAGGAACUGUUGACCUGAUGCCAUAAUGGCCGACGCGUUCAGCAGCAGCUCAGAAACUGUAAUUCAGCGUGUGGUGGACGUCACAGUGAAGACAAAUACUCCUCCAGAAGAGCUUGAGGAGUUGUAUCAGAUUAAGAAGACCUGCGACUUCAUCAGUCAGCAUCAGUUUCAGAAGGUUGCUCUGCAGUUUCCUGAUGAGCUGCUGGUGGAUUCAGUUGCAGUCGCAGAGGAGAUUGAGAGACACAGUAAUGUCAAGACAUUCAUUUUAGGAGAUACGUCCUACGGCAGUUGCUGUGUGGACGAGGUGGCUGCAGAACACGUCGGAGCCGACUGCAUUGUGCACUACGGCAGAGCUUGCCUCAGCCCCUCGAAAAGACUGCCCUUGAUGUACGUGUUUGAGAGAAGAGCGGUGGAUGUGGAGAAGUGUGCCUCCACCUUCAGAGACCUCUACCCUGACACACAGAGUCACGUCAUCAUCCUCUACGAUGUUAACUAUGCUCAUGCUAUAAAUGAUCUUGUGACACUUCUGUCUCCAGAGUAUCCAAACCUCGUUGCCUCGGAGCUUGUUGUCGAAGGGGAGCAGUGUUACAGUCACGGUCGGAUUAAAAGACAACAUGAUGACACCUGUCCGUCAGACAAAGACAGCAGCCAGGUCAUUUGUCAGUUUGGGAGGCAGUUCUCCUUGAAAAGUGGUUCAAGCAUAACAGAUUACAGGAUGUUCUACGUGGGCCAGGAGGGAGCAGCCCUGCGAAACUUCAUGAUGACAUGGAAUCGCUGCUCAUUUUGCUCUUUUGACCCCAUAACAAUGACGGGGAGGACUGAGUCAGUGAGCAUUAACCGUGCACUGAUGAAGCGAUACUAUGCCAUAGAAAGAGCCAAAGACGCUAACGUGGUUGGCAUCCUGGUCGGCACGCUGGGGGUGGCAGACUACCUCACCAUCAUCCAGCAGCUGAAGGAGACCAUCCGCAGAGCUGGGAAGAAGAGCUACAUGUUUGCUAUGGGGAAACUCAACGUGCCCAAACUCGCAAACUUCCUUGAAAUUGACAUUUUCGUGUUGAUUGCAUGUCCUGAGAACUCACUGCUGGACUCCAGCGAGUUCUAUAAACCUGUGGUGACGCCGUUUGAAAUGGAGGUGGCCUGCAACAAGAACAGGGAGUGGUCGGACGAAUACGUCACAGACUUUCGACACCUCCUACCAGGUGGACAGAGUCAUGUGCCUCUGGCUGAUCAGCAGGAGGAGGCAGACGACACUGACGUGUCUUUAAUCACCGGAGCUCUGCGAAGCCACAGUCUGCUGCUCAGUGAGCCUGCAGAGUCCUCGUACGGCUCCUCGGUGGUCCUCAGGAACCCGACACUGACUGUAGCCAACACAAACUCUGCUGCAUCUUUUCUGGCGGAGCGGAGCUGGCGUGGCUUAGAGCAGAAGUUGGGAGAGACACCGGUGGUGAAGGCAGUAGAGGGCAGGAGAGGCAUAGCUAUUGCCUACGAAGAGGAAGGAACGUCUUCAUGAUCCUUUAACAGGAAAUCCACAAAGUCUUCAACAGAUUAUUCAAUCAUCACUUUCUACAGAUGCACCUGUGCAGCAUAUUACUUGUAAUCACUAAUUGUAUGUAAUUAAAAGUUUUCAUAAACCAA
This is a messenger RNA of Toxotes jaculatrix (banded archerfish), 1830 nucleotides long. It is a transcript of the gene dph2, whose product is annotated as diphthamide biosynthesis 2. Gene Ontology annotation, molecular function: 2-(3-amino-3-carboxypropyl)histidine synthase activity. NCBI's taxonomy places the organism in Eukaryota, Metazoa, Chordata, Actinopteri, Toxotidae. The record is from RefSeq and is a predicted model, not a curated record. The coding region runs from base 221 to 1705 and encodes 494 amino acids. Gene Ontology annotation, biological process: protein histidyl modification to diphthamide. The transcript has 7 exons.